Messenger RNA from Cooperia oncophora, 765 nucleotides. The record is from the annotation of a GenBank genome assembly. NCBI's taxonomy places the organism in Eukaryota, Metazoa, Nematoda, Chromadorea, Rhabditida, Trichostrongylidae.
AUGUCACAGAACGCUAUGGAUGAGAUCGCCCUCGUUCCAACGUUACAAGAUACAUCAGAGCCAUCGACAUCGCGACCAGAAGAAACCGUAGUACAUGUGGUACCUAAUCGUACCGACUCUAGAAAAUCUAAAUUAGUCAAGAAGUAUCAACGGACACCGAUAGCCUUUUAUCAGGCUCUUGUCCUAGGCGCUGUACUUCUCCUGUUGAUACUUUUGUGUGUUGCCUUCGAGACGUGGAGGAGCACGAGUCGAACUGGCGACGAAGCUAUCCCGCAUGAUAGAGAAGAUGAAGAAUAUCACUUAGCUUUGGUUGACCUAGUAAAUAGCCAGCCAGGUAUCACGUGGAAGGCACAAUAUAACCGAUUUGCUUCGCGUCCUGAAUACGGUCCCAAUACUAUUGGAGACACGGAAGCGGCAAAAUUGUUAAUGAAAAAGUUUUUCCAUCUUGAUGGCACUCACACCUGCUCCAAGAUACCAAUUAAAGUAAACAUUCCGGAGGCGUUUGACGCCAGAACGGCUUGGCCGAAAUGCUGGGCGGUCCAUCAAAUAUUCAAUCAAGCAGGAUGUGGAUCUUGCUGGUCUGUAGCAGCAACAGCGGUAAUGUCUGAUCGCGUCUGCAUCAGUUCAAAUGGUACAUCCCAAACUCAGAUCAGCGCCCUCGAUCUGACGUCGUGCUGUUUGUCGUGUGGAGGAUGCCAAGGAACCCACUGGGCUCUGUCAGCAUUCACCUAUUGGAAAGAGCAUGGCAUCGUCUCUGGUAGGUGA